This is a messenger RNA of Lymnaea stagnalis (great pond snail), 16150 nucleotides long. NCBI's taxonomy places the organism in Eukaryota, Metazoa, Mollusca, Gastropoda, Lymnaeidae. The record is from the annotation of a GenBank genome assembly.
UGUCAGGUGGCAACAACUCUUGCCCUAAUUUAAGAACCCUGAAAAGUUUGGAAACACCUCAUUUUGUCACACAAUACUCUCUGGUAUGUGCUUCAUUAACAAUUUAUAUUUAUAUAGUUAAACAAAAACAGACAUAUUUUAAAUUGUUUAUGUAUAUAUAUAUUUUUUUUUACCUUUACAUGCAAGCCUCAACUUAACCUAAACUUAACGUAACCCUGACACUAAACUUAAACUUAACCCUAACCCCAACCCUAGCCCUACUUCUAACCCAAGCCAAGCAUCAACUUGAGUAAAUCAAUGAAAGCUUAUGAAUAAGUAAUGAGGAAGCUGAAAAUAAAGAACAAAAAAAUACCCUAUUGAGAUAUAGAAUAUCUUGUUCUUUUACUUUGAAUGUAGAUUCCACAAUAUUAUCCAAUAAUAAAUAACUUGGGUAAAAAAUCAGUCCACUUUAAAUUAAUCUGGUUUAUUAUUGAAAUUUUCUUAUGUCUUUAUCUAUAUAUAUAUAAGCUCCGCUCUGCUGUCUAUUGUGAGAAAUUAAUCUCUUAUUUUUAGUUUUUGGCUCGUUCUAAACAGUUCAUAACAAAGGACGAUACCAUAAUAAUAUGUGAAAUACAAUAGUAAAAAUACGAAACUCAAAACAGUACUAAAUACAAUUUAUAAUAUUUAUUCAGUUAGUUAUAUAAUUAAAAAAUAAAAGAAAUGAUUAAAAAUCAUCAACUUACAGACUAUGGUAGGUCUUGUACCGGUACACAGUUAUUACAAUGUGACAGAAAAUAAGGUACAAUAAUGAAUGUGAAUUAACAUAAGUAAACACAAAAUAACACACUCAAAAUCUCAUUCUCACAAUAUUGUUCUAUUUGCUUUUAUAGUCAGUUCUACCGAAAUUCGAGGCGUAUUCCGUAAUGUACUAGUAACUAGAACAUUCCACAUUUUACUAUAAUUUUCUAAAGCCUCAACCGAAACAGGCGAUAGCUUAAUUUGUGGUAAACAAGAUCAAAAGAAAUAAGCCACGCCCAAUACGAACGCAGUGUCUGCUAGGGAUCUAACCCAGGGAAAUAUGACGUAAGCACAUCCUACAUACAAUAUUAUAUAUAUAUAUAUAUAUAUAUAUAUAUAUAUAUAUAUAUAUAUAUAUAUAUAAGAAAAAUUUCACUUUCUGACUGACUGACUUAUUAAAAAAAUUAAAAAAAUUAUAUAUAUAUAUAUAUAUAUAUAUAUAUAUAUAUAUAUAUAUAUAUAUAUAUAUAUACAUAUAUAUAUAUAUAUAUAUAUAUAUAUAUAUAAGCCAAAUGUCACUUACUGACUGACUGACUUAUUAAGAGAUCUGAAAAACAACAAGCCCUAUCGAUUGAAAUGUGGCAUGGUCAAUACUCUUCAACUCUAAGUGUCACAAAGAUGGCCAGGUUCUGGUCUGUCACAGAGGUCCAGGUUCUGGGUCCGUAACGCAGAGGCCCAGUUUUCUUUGGAAACACAUGCAGUGGUCGGGUAAUGCGAAGAGAUAGCACCGUGACGUCAUUUGCAUGUUUUGUUUAGUUGCUGUUUCUCUUCACAUUUACCCAGUGGUCAUUUUGAAAAGUAGUGGAUGCUGGCUGAAUUAUUUUGUACGUUACUAAACUAAUGGCCAGAGUGAGUAACAGGUUUCAGGAAUAUCAAACUAAUGGCCAGAUGUGGCAAAAUGUCGUCUAGGGUUAGGUCGCUCUCUAAACGGCCACAAAAAAAAAACACUACAGAUUCUAAACUCUGUUUUCUUUCUCGCUUCUAAUAACUUUACGAGCAUGUUUUUUUUCAAAUAAACAUUCUGUCAUCUUUUACUAAAACACACAAACCAAAAUUAAUGACGUUCACAUUCUAUGAAUGAAAAAAAAAAACAACUUGUGUCUAUCAUCAAACAUGUACUUAACUCCAUAAAGUUCAACCACUCACUCUCUAAAGAGUGCCUUCUUGUCUGCCAUAACAAAUAUUAUAUCUCCAAUGAAAUCCCUAACCCUAACCUUAAGCUUCUUUUCUGACAUAACGAAUAUAUCUCCAAUCAAAACCCUAACCUUAACGAGUGUCUUCUUGUCUGACAUAACAACAACAAAAAAUAGCACAACCGGAAAUACGUCAUUGAACAUUCAUGACUGAGUCGAAGUGGUUGAAAUAAAGGAAACCUCUAAAAGAAAAACAUCAUUGCUCACUGACAACAUUACCAACACAGACGCAUAACUUAAUCACGGGAUCUGACCGUGGCACCAGGGUUAUUUACAAGGCAUUAGACUACCCAAUUAAUUUCAGAAGAAAGAAUACCCAUAACACUUUGCUUUGUAAUGAUAACACACAAAUCAAAUGGAUUGAUUAGAAAUUGCACUUCCUUGAUCAGUUUUAUAUUAGUUCUUCCGCUGAUCUACAUCCGCUUACAUGUUGGUUCUUCGAAUGAUCUGCAUCUGCUUAUAUCUGGUUUUAAUUCGCUAUAUCUGCUAGCAUCUUAAUACAUCUGCUUACAUCUGAUUAACUUCUCAUUACAUUUGAUUACAUUUGCUUAUAUAUGAAUGUAUCUGAUUACAUCUGAACACAUUUGUUUAAAUUUGAUUACUUCUGUUUACAUCUGAUUACAUUAUAUUAGAUCUGCUUACACCCAGCGAACAACAAUAAAACUUGUGUACAAGCAACUGUUUCAUUAAAUCUAUACUUGCAGAUUACUAUUAAGACCCUAACCCUAACCCUAAUCUAUACUUGCAGAUUACUCUUAAGACCCUAACCCUAACCCUAAUCUAUACUUGCAGAUUACUCUUAAGACCCUAACCCUAACCCUAAGACCCUAACCCUAACCCUAAUCUAUACUUGCAGAUUACUCUUAAGAUUCUUUGCUCUCUGCUUUCGUUUGUAUGCCAAUAACUGACAACAAUUAAAGAAGAUAACAUUACAAAAUUAUCGACAUUUUGUUCAUUGAACUUUUAAAUAAAACAUAUGUGCGUAUUAUCUGUUAACAUCAAUCAAUGACAACCACAAAGCCCCGAACUCCAACCCGGCAGUGAAACACAGUAGAAACUUUUCUAUUUAUUUUAUAAUGGUUUAAAAGCUAUUUACUGAAAUUAGCUUCAAAUUGUAUUUUGCAUGCAUUCUAUUGAAAUUCAAGUAGAGUAAAUUGAUCAUUAUUAUAAUGCAGAUUGGAGAAAACCAGUUUAUAUUCAGAGAAGAAGUGCAGCGCCAUUUUCAGAAAGAUAUGGUUCAGAUGUUACACGCGGGUCACUUGAGUUCUAUUAUACCACAGACAAAAUUUUACAUUUUUUCUCAGAACAAAGAAGGUCAUUUUAUAGUAAGUAACUUUGGUAGUUAGCAUGAUAAUGAUGUAUUAACGUGAUGAGGCUAUGUUGACAUGAUGAGGUUGUGUUAACCUGAUGAGGUUGUGUUAAUAUAAUAAUGUUUUGUUAACAUGAUGGUGAUGUUAACAUGGUGAAGCUGUGUUAACAUUAAGAGGCUAAAUUAACAUGAUGAAGCUGUGUUAACAUGAUGAGGUUGUGUUAACAUGAUGGGGCUUUAUUAACGUGAUGAGGCUUCCGUAACAUGAUCAAACUUUAUUGACAUGAUAAGGCUUUGUUGACAUGAUGAGGUUGUGUUGAUUUGAUAAUGAGUGUUAACAUAAUGAGGCUGUUUUAACAUAAUGAGGCUUUGUUAACUUGUUGAGUUUGUGUUAAUAUGAUGUGGUUGUGGUAAUAUAUUUGCAAGAGCAAGCAUUUGAAUUUCAACUGAAAUAAAAAUUUUAAUAGCUAUUUUGUUUUAUUGUAAAUGAAUCUUCAAAAUCAAUAGUUUGCUAUAUUUAAAAAAGAUUUCUUAACUAAUGAAUAUAUUUAAAUUAGACAAUAAAUAUAAAGAAUUGUGGGUGAAUCAUUUCAACCUCACCCUACAUAAAGAUGUCUAUGCACUCAAGCAAUUUUUUUUUUUUAAUAUGAUGUUAACUUUUUAGUUUUAAUUUUUACUGCAUCCUAAUUUUUUAAAUUAAACUUUUCAAUAGAAGUCUUUAAAACCAACCUCCUCUGUGUGUAACCUUAACUCAAUCAGUUUUAUAAUUUACUUUUGAAAAGGAUUGCUUUACACCAGCCCAUGAAAAAUGCAGUUUGAAAAUUACCCAAGUUAUCUCUGAUGGGGAAACUCUCCUGGAAAUCUAUUUACUUGGGUUGUCUUUCCUAAUCCAAGUUGCUGAACUGUUGGUGACGCUCCACAAAAUCUGCUUUGUGCUAGGAGAUUUUACUAAUUUAAAUUUCUGUAUAGACAACAACAUGAAGGUAAAUGAUCAAAAUCUAAAUAUAUUUUAUUUGUGGUAAUAGUUUCAAAAUAUGUUUCAAAACAGGAUCAUCAACAACAUCACUGCUUUCUCCUAAGCUUUGAAAAUAGCUUUUUGUGGACUGGUAGUAUUACACUUUUUCCAGGGGAUAAUUUUUAUUUUUCGCUAAAUAGCUCCGCUCAGCAAUAAAAAUAUUCAGAAAAUGCAAAAUAUAAACAUGGUGUUAAAGGAUGGGAAUACAGAAAUAAACUAAACUUGUUAAAAUUAUGAAGUCUAGGACCCGCAAUCAUACAGCCUCUCGCAAUGUAAUCUAUAAUUAUAUUUGAUAUAUUUGCCACUUCAGAUGCAUUUGAUAUUUUGCUAUUUCAGGUGCAUUUGAUCUCUGUGGCAUACCUGAGUCACAUCAGUAAGGCGACCAGCACUUCUACUGUUGUUACAGCAACAUCAGCUCCAGUCAACAGAAAAAAGUAAUCGAAAAUCAUUUUAAACAAAUAAUUAUUGUGUUGACAAAGUAACAAAAUGUAAGGUGUAAUGUUAUGUAAGGUGUAAUGUAAUGUAAGGUGUAAAUGUAAUGUAAGGUGUAAAUGUAAUGUAAGGUGUAAUGUAAUCUAAUGUGUAAUUUAAUGUAAGGUGUAAUAUAAGGCAAAUAUUUUUACAAAGGGCUGAAAACAAAACCGUCAAGAGUGGUCCCCCCAAAUGAAGCUUUCCUUUACUAAUUGUAUUUUCUUUAACUAUCUUUCAAAUUGAAUGCAGUUCAAACAGCUUCUUUUGUGUAUGUUUGUGUAUUAGUAAUUUAAAAUGUAAACAAAGGGGGGGGGGAAUUUACACACACACAUGUGAUGCUCCAACUUACAGACACACACAUGUGAUGCUCCAACUUACAGACACACACACAUGUGAUGCUCCAACUUACAGACACACACACAUGUGAUGCUCCAACUUACAGACACACACGCACAUGUGAUGCUCCAGCAUGCAGACACACACACAUGUGAUGCUCUAACUUACAGACACACACACACAUAUGUGAUGCUCCAGCCUACAGACACACACACAUUUGAUGCCACAGCUUACAGACACACACACAUGUGAUGCUCCAACUUACAGACGCACACACAUGUGAUGCUCCAACUUACAGACGCACACACAGACAAACAUAUUAGACGCCCCAGCUUACAGACGCACACAUAUGAUGCUCUAGCAUGAAGACAAACACGUAUGUGAUAGUCCAGCAUGUAGACACACACACAAAUGUGAUGCUUCAGCAUACAAACACACAUAUGUGACGCUCCAGCAUACAUCAACAUAUACACGCAUGUGAUGCAGACACAAAAUUAAUUAAUUUGUGAUUUUAGUAAAAUUGAUUGGUGCACGUUGCUAAUUCUGUUUACAACAAAAUGAUAUUUUAAAGGAAAAAAUCCUGGGUAGUGAAGCCUGUGUCUGUUGACAAUGACUUGUUCUGUUUCGGGAAGAUGAUGCUGAGCAUCUUGCAGUUGGAGAAAUUUUCUCAGUCACUGAGUCUAGUGAGUUCUAUUUAUAGAAUUUUUUAUACCAAAUCAUAGAAACGUUAUACAUCUAUUUAUCAACCUAUAACUAUGACCACCACACCAUAACCAUAAGUUAUCAACAUAUGGCUAUUAACACCACACCAUAGAAAAGUUGCACGGCAAUUUAUCAACAUAUAACUAUGACCAUGCACAACACCAUAGAAAAUGUGUACAUCUAUUGAUCACAAUAUGACUAUGACCACCAAACCAUAGAAAAGUUGUACAGCUAUUUAUCAACAUCUGACUAUGACCACCAAACCAUAGUAGAAAGUUAAUGCUGAUGUUUUUUUAAACAUCAAAUGCUAUUUACAUUACUUAACAUCGUAGGCUAUUUACAAUAUUUAACAUCGUUGGCUAUUUACAUUAUUUAACAUCGCAGGCUAUUAACAAUUUUAACAAUGUGCGCCCAUCUGUUUUGUUCCAUGUUGUAACAACGUAUCUAUUUUUAUUGAUAUGUUAAAUGGUUUAAGUUAAAAACUGCUUUCUAAACACUAGAUAAAAUUAGUAAUUUAAAAGGAAAGCACUGUAAAUGUUUAGUAAUACUUUUAACUUGAUAAAGUGAGUUUUUUAACAGGACAGCUCUAUAAAAUAUUUUGUAUUUCUUCUUGUUAUUACGAGGGUCGAGGGAAACUGAUUAAGCUAAAGGUCAUGAAGGUCACAUCUUUAUCAAGUUUAUUUUCUAUGGUUCUUCAUCAUCAAGCUCCUGACCAACAGAGCAGUUUACUCUCCAACCUUACAAAAACAAAUCUUUAUGUCAGUAACCCUAGCACUAACUUCCUGAGCAACAGAGCAGUUUACUCUCCAACCUUACAAAAACAAAUCUUUAUGCCAGUAACACUAACCCUAACCCUAACCUCCUGACCAACAGAGCAGUUUACUCUCCAACCGUACAAAAACAAAUCUUUAUGCCAGUAACACUAACUUUAACCCUAACCCUAACCUCCUGACUAACAGAGCAGUAUACUCUCCAACCUUAAAAAACAAAUCUUUAUGCCAGUAACCCUAACCCUGACCCUAACCUCCUGACUAACAGAGCAGUUUACUCUCCAACCUUACCAAAAAAAAUCUUAAUGCCUGUAACCCUAACCCUAACCUAACCCUAACCUCACAAAAACAAAUCUUGAUGGAUGUAACCUUUUUAUGUGUGCUGUAAAAAUCUAAGUUUUCAGCCAGAUAGGUCAUAAAUCUGAGUCCUCAGCCAGAUAGGUCAUAAAUCUGAGUCCUCAGCCAGAUAGGUCAUAAAUCUGAGUCCUCAGCCAGAUAGGUCAUAAAUCUGAGUCCUCAGCCAGAUAGGUAAAUAAUCUAGGUCAUUAGUCAGAUAGAUCAUACAUUGAAGGUAAGAUGUAAAAAUAAUGUCAGCUUUUGAUUUAAACAUCACAAAAAAUUAAUAUCUCAUGUCUUCAUGAUGACUCUUAAAGUCAUGUCUAAAAGAUGACUCUUGUACUCAUGUCUAAAUGAUGACUCUUAUACUCUUUUUCUCUUUUAAAUUUGGAGUUUGCUUCAAUGCAAAUUAAAGUUUUAUUUCCUGAAAUGUUAAAUUGCACAUCGCUACCAAGGGCAACACACAAUGCCUGAAAUACAAUAGAUCAGCAAACUAACCCUACCACUAUCACCCUAACCAUAACACUAAACCUAUCCCUAACACCAUAUCCCUAACACCCUAUCCUUAACACCCUAUCUCUAACACCCUAUCCCUAACACCUUAUCCCUAAACACCCUAUCCCUAACAACCUAUCACAAACACCCUAACCCUAACACCAUAACACUAAUCAUAAACCAAAAUAAUCCUAUCACCUAACACCCUAACCUUUACACCCAACCCUAACACCCUUAACCUUACAGAAAAUGCCCGAAAGAAAAUAGGUUUGCACAGGUUUUAGGGUUAGGCUAGGUUAGGUUAACCCUAAACCAGCAAUAUAACCCUACGACUAUCACCCUAACCCAAACCCUAUCCAAAUGCCCAAAAGACAAUAGGUUAGCAUAGGUUUUCCCAUAAUAAAAAAAAGUGAGCUCAAAGAUUUCUUUUAUUUACCCCAGGGACUGGCAGGUAAAGAUCCCAUCCUAGUUGAGAUAAAACAAGUAAGUCUUUUUAAACUUUCAAAACAAUUGAGUAAUCCCUAUAAAAAUCAAAUUAUCUUGAAUAAUGCUUUGUAAUUUCUUAGUUUUGGAUUUCAUAGCAAUAACUGAAUAUCCAGAAAAAUAGUGGAUUCUUUGACUGACAUUGUAUUGAAAGUAUGGAUCUAUAACGAUUGAACGAAAAUUGUAUAAAAAUAAUGCUAUCAAAUCCAAACUAAUUUUAAACAGUUAAAUCUUUAAGCAGAAGUAUUUGUAUAUAUAUUUGUUUAAAUGUAUAAAUAGGCCUUAUAUUAUUUAAUUCUACUUUUGUUGUUUUCUCAGAAUCUGAACGACACAGCCGUUCAUUGCGCACGUAUACAAACCAAUUUGAAUGAUGUCUCAAAGACCCUGAGAAAGUAAGUAACUGCUGAGACAUGGCGUCGGCAAACCUUUUUUAGUGUUGUUUAAACAUAAAUCUUCUAAGAAAUGUUGUGGGCUUUGUAGAACAGUGCACUUUUUAAAAAAAAUUAUUGUUGGUUUUUUUGUUUUUUUAAAUGUCAUUAAAAAUUAGUAAAAUAAAAGAGCAGCAUCUAUUCCCUCUAAUAGCCGCAUGGCAUUGGACUCCGGAGUGGUAGGUACCAACCACUUAUUCCCUCUAAUAGCCGCAUGGCAUUGGACUCCGGAGUGGUAGGUACCAACCACUUCUUCCCUCUAAUAGCCGCAUGGCAUUGGACUCCGGAGUGAUAGGUACCAACCACUUAUUCCCUCAAUGAGCCGCAUGACAUUCGACUCCGGAGUGGUAGGUACUUAUUCCCUCAAUGAGCCGCAUGGCAUUGGACUUCGGAGUGGUAGGUACCAACCACUUAUUCCCUCUAAUAGCCGCAUGGCAUUGGACUCCGGAGUGGUAGGUACCAACCACUUAUUCCCUCUAAUAGCCGCAUGGCAUUUUAUUCCGGAGUGGUAGGUACCAACCACUUAUUCCCUCAAUGAGCGCAUGGCAUUGGACUCCGGAGUGGUAGGUAGCCACCACUUAUUCCCUCAAUGAGCCGCAUGGGAUUGGACUCCGGGGUGGUAGGUACUUAUUCCUUCAAUGAGCCGCAUGGCAUUGCACUCUGGAGUGGUAGGUACCAACCACUUAUUCCUUCAAUGAGACACAUUGCAUUGGACUCCGGAGUUGUAGGUACAAAACACUUGUUCCCUCUAAUAGACGCAUGGCAUUUGACGCCGCAGUGGUAGGUACCAACCACUUAUUCCAUCAAUGAGCCGCACGGCAUUGGACUCCGGAGUGGUAGGUACUUAUUCCCUCAAUGAGCCACAUGGCAUUUAGGUACCAACCAUUUAUGACCUUAAUGAGCUGCAUGGCAUUGGACACCGGUGUGGUAGGUACCGACCACUUAUUCCCUCAAUGAGCCUCAUUGCAUUGGACUCCGGAGUGGUAGGUACCAACCUCUUAUUCCUUCAAUGAAACACAUCGCAUUGGACUCCGCAGUGGUAGGUACCAACCACUUAUUCCCUCAAUGAGCCGCAUGGCAUUAGACACCGGUGUGGUAGGUACAUCCACUUAUUCCCUCAAAGAACCACAUGGCCUAGGACUUCAGAGUUGUGAGUACAUCCACUUAUUCGUUUUAAGAGCUACAUGAUAUAUGACUCCAGAAUCGGGGCUAGCAACCACUUAUUCCCUCACUUGGCAUGAGACUCCAGAGUCGUGGGUACUGCAAGUCUAUAGUUUUGAAUAUUUUAAAAUGUAUUUUCUAAUUUAAACGAUUUUACUUAAAGAACGAAACUAAUGUGUCAGAGAUAUUGACAAUACAAUAUUGAAUCAUACUGGUCCUUGUGCUGUAAUUUCAACAAAUGUAUCUUCCAUUCAGGCAUCUACAGACCAUAACUACUACGUAUCUGCAAGAAAAAGAUUAUUCUGGAAAUUUGAGCAAAAUAUUGCAUAUGAUGUCCAAUAGUGCUGAACACAAUACUAAAGGUGAUAUUCUAGCAUUCAGAGUGUGUUUUUUAAAAAAUGCAAACUUCUUGUUAGCUUACAGUUCUUUUUUUUAAACGUGUAUUUGAGCCUUCAUUUGUUGAAAGCAGGGACAUCCUGCAGUUUAAAGCAACUCUGUCCAAUGGAUUCAAAGGCUUUCAACUCAGUUUAUUAAAAAAUUAAAGAUAAAGAUGUGCUGUACCAUCUGGGAGUAAACAAACCUAAGUUAUAAACCUUUACUACGUAAGUAGACAGCUUACGAAAUGUCGAGAGCUUAAAAUAUCUUUCUAAAAUAUCAAGAGACAAAAACAUUUCAAACACUCAGUAUGUGUCAUAUAAACAAACAGAAAUAUGUCUUAUAAACUAGACAGAAUUAUGUCAUAUAAAAACAGAAUUAUGUCAUAUAAAAACAGAAUUAUGUCAUAUAAACAAACAGACUUAUGUCAUAUAAACAAAAAGAAUUACGUCAUAUAAACAAAAAAAGAAUUAUGUCAUAUCAACAGAAUUAUGUCACAUAAACAAACAGAAUUAUGUCAUAUAAAAAACAGAAUUAUUUUAUAUAAACAAACAGAAUUAUAUCAUAUAAACAAACUGAAUUAUGUAAUAUAAACAACAUAAUUAUGUCAUGUAAAGAAAAAUAAUUGUCCUAUAAACAGAAUUAUAUCAUAUAAAGAAAAAGAAAUAUGUCAUAUAAAGAAAACAGAAUUACAUCUAUGCCAAACAUUUUUUUUUCAAACUUCCUUAAAAUUGUUUUGGAAAUCUGAGUAUCUACAGCUUAUAUUGUUAGAAAACACUAAGAAAAAAUUCUAGAGUGUUAAGUAGGAAAAUUAUGGCUAAUUAAAAGAAUUAUUUUUUUAAUUAUUAGCCUCAUACAUCUGCACUUUAUUAUGGGGUUAAAAGAUGUCAUUCGGCAGAUUGGAGAAAGUUAUUAAGUAUAUUAUUAUUAUAAGUGGUUUUAUAUAGCGUGGUACCCCAGCCUAGAGCUUGGCUCACCACGCUGUACAUACCAAUUAACAAACAUAAUUAAAAAAACUUUAAAAAAUAAUUGACAUACAUUAAAAUAAUAAAACAAAACAAAUGUAUAUUUAAAACUAUUUAAUUUCAAGCCAUGGACGACACGCAGUAGCAUCGUUUUACGGUCAGAGGUGGGAAUCAGUCAGGAUAGCGGAGUUUUAAAAAAUGCGUUGUGGGUGCAGUUUUGAAGGCUAUGAUGGUCAGUAUAUUGCGGGUGUAAUAGGAUAAUGGCAUGGCACAGUUAGCAUAAUGACAUAUCACAGUUAGUGUAAUGGCAUGUCACUGGUAGUAGAAUGCCAUGUCACACUUAGUGUAAUGACAUGUCACAAUUAGCAUAAUGGCAUGUAACAGUUAGUAUAAUGGCAUGUAAUAGUUAAUAUAAUAGCAUUUCACAAUUAGCAUAAUGGCAUGUCACAGUUAGUAUAAUGGCAUUUCACAAUUAGCAUUAUGCCAUGUCACAAUUAGCAUAAUGGCAUGUAACAGUUAGUAUAAUAACAUGUCGCAGUUUGUAUAAUGUUAUUUCACAAUUAGCAUAAUGGCAUGUCGCAGUUAGUAUAAUGGCAUGUCGAAGUUAGUAUAAUGGCAUGUCUCAGUUAGUUUAAUGGCAUUUCUCAGUUAGUAAAAUGGCAUGUCACAGUUCCUAAAAUGGCAUGUCAUAUGUUUACUUUCAUGGAGACAAAGUGACACAAGAUUUGAUUUAAAUAAAAAAUAGUGUUAUUUUUAAGGCAGCCAUUCAAUGUCAAAGUGGUUCUAGAAUUAGGAUUCUCUCUUUAUGAAGUGCGCUGGAUUCUUUCUUUCUGAAGUGCUUAGGAUUCUCUCUUUAUGAAGUGUGCUGGAUUCACUCUUUAUGAAGUGUGCUGGAUUCUUUCUUUCUGAAGUGCUUGGGAUUCUCUCUUUAUGAAGUGUGCUGGAUUCACUCUUUAUGAAGUGUGUAGGAUUCUCUCUUUAUGAAGUGUGCUGGAUUCUUUCUUUCUGAAGUGCUUAGGAUUCUCUCUUUAUGAAGUGUGUAGGCUCUCUCUUUAUGAAGUGUGUAGGAUUCUCUCUUUAUGAAGUGUGCUGGGUUCACUCUUUAUGAAGUGUGCUGGAUUCACUCUUUAUGAAGUGCUUAGGAUUCUCUCUUUCUGAAGUGCUUAGGAUUCUCUCUUUAUGAAGUGUGCUGGAUUCACUCUUUAUGAAGUGUGCUGGAUUCUUUCUUUCUGAAGUGCUUAGGAUUCUCUCUUUAUGAAGUGUGCUGGAUUCACUCUUUAUGAAGUGUGUUGGAUUCUUUCUUUCUGAAGUGUGCUGGAUUCUUUCUUUCUGAAGUGUUUAGGAUUCUCUCCUUAUGAAGUGUUUAGGAUUCUCUGUUAAUGAAGUGUUUAGGAUUCUCUCUUUAAGAAGUGUUUUUUUUUCGGUUUCUAGGUUAAUGACGCAAUCCAAUUCUUAAUAAUUCUAAAAUUUUAAAUUUACUUUUUUAUUACUUUUUACAUUUUUUUUUUUUUUUAUCAUUGCAAAUUUUCUGUUCUUCAUAUUUAGUAAAUUAUCAUUGAAGUGUUUUUUUUUCGGUUUCUAGGUUAAUGACGCAAUCCAAUUCUUAAUAAUUCUAAAAUUUUAAAUUUACUUUUUUAUUACUUUUUACAUUUUUUUUUUUUUUUUAUCAUUGCAAAAUUUCUGCUCUUCAAAUUUAGGAAAUUAUCAUAGAUUAUUACAACUAAGAUGCAUAUUUUGCUUACGAUAAUUAACACAUUCAUUUUAAAAUAUAUAUUUAUUUAUGGCUUUUUGCUUUAAAUAUGCUUGUUUUGGCCUCAUUAUGGACUUUGUUGUACACACAUGCACUACCCUUGAUAACCGAAAUGAUUUGAUGACAACUAAUAAAACUAGAAGUUGAUAUCUUUUCAUCAAAACAAGCUGUGAGACUAACAAGACUAUGAUAAUAAAAUUAAAAGAAAUGAAAUGUAUUUAACAUUUUGAAUUCUAAAAUAUAUUUCACAACCACAGAUGAUUCGAGAUCAAAAAGAAUUCUAGAAAAACCAACAACACCCCAACGGCCAACUCGACCUCCUCCAAAGGUUCCGGAGACUCCACACAUGUUCCGCCAACAAAAGACUCCCCACAUGUUCACCCAACCAGAGACUCCACACAUGUUCAGCCAACCAGAGACUCCCCACAUAUUCAGCCAACCAGAGACUCCACACAUGUUCAGCCAACCCCUACCCCAACCGCCAUCUGGACCACCCCCUCUACCACCUCGUGGCUAUGCAAAACAGAUUCAUGCCUUUCAACAUAAUAACCAACCACAGAUAUUGCCAAGGUCCAAAUCACUUGGACAGCUUCUACCAACAAAUCAACUGAGUAUGUCUACUCCCAUUAUGUCUAUGUCUAGUGUGUCUACUCCUAGCACGUCUACUCCCAGCAUGUCUACGUCUAGUGUCUUUACUCUAAGCAUGUCUACUCUUAGCGUGUCUAAUCUUAGCAUGUGUAUUCCUAGCAUGUCUACUCCUAGCAUAUCUUCCACCCUGAGUGGCAUAUCUCAAAAUCAAUUGCCUAAACCAAAGCCAAGGAGGACCUUGCAAAAAAAAAGUUUGUUAAAAGAUCAUUCCGAAAGUUCACUGUGUUUGGAAAUGUCUACCAGUAUUCAUGAGAGAGGCUUGUUUCAAACUGACGGAAUUAGUAAGACACACGGUCAACACGUGUCUCCAGAUGUUAUUGACACAACUGGUAAUGAUGGGGACGGACACCGGACACACCGUCAACAAGUGCCGCCAGAUGUUAUCAAAACAAAUGGUAAUGAUUCGGACGGACACCGUGAUUCAUGCGCUAGCUCCCAAUCAAACCUAUCGUCAGGAAGUGAUUGGCUUAGACGAACGACCUAUGACCUCACCAGAAGUAAUCAAAUCCCACCACUUCAGCAAGGCUUGAACGGAGUUUACACUACAAAUGUGGUCUUCCCCCAUGAGGAGAACAUAGCUUUCCCUGAACUGAGAAGUCCCAUGUUAAGUUCUGGUGGAAGUGAAUGUGGCUCAGAUUCGACUUUAUUUAGUGCAAACAGUUACAUAGUUGAUGAUGAAACAACGGUUAAAUGGGUAUAAAUAUUUAUGUUUCUGAGAAUUCCCAGAAAAUUUUUCUAAACAUCAUUACUUUAAAACAUAUAUUUAUUGCCUUUUUGAAAAAGACCAAGCUAGUAAAUGUUGUUUAUCAUUAAAGGACACCUCGUUCUAUUGUUUCGUAUGUGUCAUGAAUUUGUUUACAUUGCUAUAAAAUUACAUCAUCUGAUAUUGUCUUAAAGUAACAUGGAUUAACAAUCAGCUUAGAUUGAAUAACCCUAACACGGAUUAUCCAUCAGGUUGGAGUGAAUUCAAAUUUAGUAGUGUAUUAUUAUUUUGAAUUCAAAUGAAUGUGUUCCAGUCCGUCUUAUUUUUAUUUAAUAAUUCGACAAACUAAUUUUAGGGUAUGUGUUUUACACCCGUAUAGUUUGAGAUCAGUGUCACGUUUUGUACAUACACAAAGGAUGAAUGUGUCACAGUGUGUCACCAAUGGCUGGGGCGGAGGUACAGAGCAGAGCUCCAUUGUUGUUCAGGUAACUUUUAGGGCGCCCGGAGAUCGCUGUUUUUGUCAGGAGGUCAUUGCUAACGUGAUGAGGCUAAGGUUAAUAGAUUCUGGCAGCUUUGAAAUAGAUGGGAUUGUUUUAUUUCCGUAAUAUUAUGUUUCUGGCCUUAUUGAAAAUUCUAAUUGAUCGGAAUGAUAUGGGAGGGGGGGAUUUGUUAAUAGAUAGCAUUCCUUGGACACCUAUGGAUGUAGAGAGUCGUAUAUUAGAAGAAACUCUCCAUGUCAUAGGGGUGAAGAGAAAACAGUUGAGAGAGGACAGUUAGGACGAUAGUUGAUUCGUUGGACCAAUGAGAGGACAGUUGAGACGAUAGUUGACUGGUAGGACCAAUGAGAGGACAGUUGAGACGAUAGAUGAUUCGUUGGACCAAUGAGAGGACAGUUGAGACGAUAGUUGACUGGUUGGACCAAUGAGAGGACAGUUGAGACGAUAGUUGACUCGUUGGACCAAUGAGAGGACAGUUGAGACGAUAGUUGACUGGUUGGACCAAUGAGAGGACAGUUGAGACGAUAGUUGACUGGUUGGACCAAUGAGAGGACAGUUGAGACGAUAGUUGACUCGUUGGACCAAUGAGAGGACAGUUGAGACGAUAGUUGACUGGUUGGACCAAUGAGAGGAAUUGGUGAGACGUUACAGUCUAACCCAGUUUAGAAACAGUCAUGACCUUACAGAUACGUAAAGAUAGUCGAAAGUACCAAAUAUAAUCAUUGAAAUAUAAUCAUUGAAAUAUAAUCAUUGAUGGACUGACUUUAUGUUGUGUAAAUGAAAUAUAAGGACAAGGUUUGCUCAUUGUAAGUUUCAUGUCUAUGAAUUCAAGUUGAGCAUACCUUAUCCUGAUAUUUCAUUGAAAGUACCAAAAGAAGAGAUUUGUAUCUUGAAAUUAACUCUUACUAUUUCAUCAUCUUUACACCUAUAAGGUGUGUUAUUUGGAGUUAAUUCAAGUCUACGUUGUGCUUUUGUCUGUCCCAACACCUAGAAACCAACAACAUAAAUCACAGAGAGGAGCGGUCCUGUACUGACCACUACUAAAUCAAUAUAGUUUGUGAUAAGUCAGGACCGGAGCCCUCCUCCAAAAUAACCCUUCUUAGACACAUGGGUUACACUAAUUGAAAGUACAUGUGUUUAUUUGUUUACAUUUAUAAAAUAGUAUUAGUGUAUAAUCUCUAUACAUCAAUUAAUGAAAUGAAAAGUGUUAAAUCUCUACACAUUAAUUUACGGCAUAGUAUGUACGUUCAAUCUCUACACAUCUUUUUAUAACAUGAUGUGCGCGGGUUAGGGAAAGGUUAGAGUUAGGAAAUACUUGCUUGUAAUUAGCAUUAAUUGUGCUAGGGUUAGGGUAAAGGUUAGAGUUAGGAAAUAAUUGCUUGUAAUUAGCAUUAAUUGUGCUAGGGUUAGGGUAAAGUUUAGAGUUUGGAAAUAGUUGCUUGUACUUAGCAUUAAUUCUGAUAUCGUUAUUGUUAUUGUUGUUUUGUUAUUUGUUAAAGUAUAUUUAAUCAAUAGUAUUCUCCCUUUGUCAUAUACUGUGUUAAAGAGCCACUUUAAAACAGAAAGUAUGAUAAACCUUAUUAUGGUACAUAACAAUAUCUUAUUCGAAGAUAUACUAAAGAAAGGAUGAAUAAUUUCACCAUGUAGAGUAUAGCUGAAACUUGUGAUUGUCCCUUCCUGUAUGUAUAGUGGACUUAAAUAGUAUGUUGAUAUUGUUGUGGUAAUUUUGAUGUCUA